CGCCGCGCCCGCGCCCGAGCCCGAGCCCUGGAGGCCACGCCAGCUCUCGGGACAGGCCGAGCGGGAGCCGCGGAACACAGGCGGAGCCGAGCGAGCGGGCCGGACGCCGCGGGAGAAGGUUUUUCCUGUGAUGGGCAUGUUUGAGGUGAAGAGAGAAGCAUCAUUAGAGAAGCGGUUUGCCGUAGAAAAGGCUUCUUGUUUGGGGAACCUGGGUUUCAGAUGAAUUUACAACUGAUUUUCUGGAUUGGAUUGAUCAGUUCAGUUUGCUCUGUGUUUGGCCAAGCAGAUGAAAAUAGGUGUUUAAAAGCAAAUGCCAAAUCAUGUGGAGAGUGUAUACAGGCAGGGCCAAAUUGUGGAUGGUGCACAAAUUCAACAUUUUUACAAGAAGGAAUGCCUACUUCUGCUCGGUGUGAUGAUUUAGAGGCCUUAAAAAAGAAGGGUUGUCAUCCAGAUGACAUCGAAAAUCCCAGAGGCUCCAAAGAUAUAAAGAAAAAUAAGAAUGUAACCAACCGUAGCAAAGGAACAGCAGAGAAGCUGCAGCCAGAAGAUAUUACUCAGAUCCAACCCCAGCAGUUGGUUUUGCAAUUACGAUCAGGGGAGCCUCAGACAUUUACAUUAAAAUUCAAGCGAGCUGAAGACUAUCCCAUCGAUCUCUAUUACCUUAUGGACCUCUCCUACUCUAUGAAAGAUGACUUAGAGAAUGUGAAAAGUCUAGGAACAGAUUUGAUGAAUGAAAUGAGGAGGAUUACUUCAGACUUCCGAAUUGGGUUUGGCUCAUUUGUGGAGAAAACUGUGAUGCCUUACAUUAGCACAACGCCAGCUAAACUCAGGAACCCUUGCACAAGUGAACAGAACUGUACCAGCCCAUUUAGCUACAAAAAUGUGCUCAGCCUUACUGAUAAAGGGGAGGUAUUUAAUGAACUUGUGGGUAAACAGCGCAUAUCUGGGAAUUUGGAUUCUCCAGAAGGCGGCUUUGAUGCAAUCAUGCAAGUUGCAGUUUGCGGAUCAUUGAUUGGCUGGAGGAAUGUGACACGGCUGCUGGUGUUUUCCACGGAUGCUGGGUUUCACUUUGCUGGAGAUGGGAAACUUGGUGGCAUUGUUUUACCAAAUGAUGGACAGUGUCACCUUGAAAAUGAUGUGUACACAAUGAGCCAUUAUUAUGAUUACCCUUCUAUUGCUCACCUUGUCCAAAAGCUAAGUGAAAACAACAUUCAGACGAUUUUUGCAGUUACUGAGGAAUUUCAGCCUGUUUACAAGGAACUGAAAAAUUUGAUCCCUAAGUCAGCAGUAGGAACAUUAUCUGCAAAUUCCAGCAAUGUAAUUCAGUUGAUCAUUGAUGCAUAUAAUUCUCUUUCUUCAGAAGUCAUUUUGGAAAACAGCAAAUUACCGGAAGGAGUAACAAUAAAUUACAAGUCCUACUGCAAGAAUGGGGUGAAUGGAACAGGGGAAAAUGGAAGAAAAUGCUCUAAUAUUUCCAUUGGGGAUGAGGUUCAGUUUGAAAUUAGCAUAACUUCAAAUAAAUGUCCAAAUAAGAAUUCUGAAACCAUUAAAAUUAAGCCUCUGGGCUUUACUGAAGAAGUAGAGAUUAUUCUUCAGUUCAUCUGCGAAUGUGAAUGCCAGAGCGAAGGCAUCCCUGGCAGUCCCAAAUGCCAUGAUGGCAACGGGACCUUUGAGUGUGGCGCCUGCAGGUGCAACGAGGGGCGUGUUGGGCGACAUUGUGAAUGUAGCACAGACGAGGUGAACAGUGAAGACAUGGACGCUUACUGCAGGAAAGAAAACAGCUCAGAGAUCUGCAGCAAUAAUGGGGAAUGUGUCUGUGGACAGUGCGUGUGCAGGAAGAGGGACAAUACAAACGAAAUUUACUCUGGCAAAUUCUGCGAGUGUGAUAAUUUCAACUGUGAUAGAUCCAAUGGCUUAAUUUGUGGAGGAAAUGGUGUUUGCAAGUGUCGUGUGUGUGAAUGCAACCCUAACUACACAGGCAGUGCAUGUGACUGUUCUCUGGAUACGACUUCCUGCAUGGCUGUAAAUGGACAGAUCUGCAACGGCCGGGGCGUCUGUGAGUGUGGCGCCUGUAAGUGUACAGACCCCAAGUUCCAAGGGCCAACUUGUGAGAUGUGUCAGACCUGCCUUGGAGUCUGCGCUGAGCAUAAAGAAUGUGUUCAGUGCCGAGCCUUCAAUAAAGGAGAAAAGAAAGAUACGUGUGCUCAGGAAUGUUCACAUUUCAACAUUACCAAGGUUGAAAAUCGGGACAAAUUGCCCCAGCCAGGCCAGGUGGAUCCCCUGUCCCAUUGUAAGGAGAAGGACGUUGACGAUUGCUGGUUCUACUUCACAUAUUCAGUGAAUGGGAACAAUGAGGCCACUGUUCAUGUUGUAGAGACUCCAGAGUGCCCCACUGGUCCAGACAUUAUUCCAAUUGUGGCAGGUGUGGUUGCGGGAAUUGUUCUUAUUGGCCUUGCAUUGCUGCUGAUUUGGAAGCUUUUAAUGAUCAUUCAUGACAGAAGGGAAUUUGCCAAAUUUGAAAAGGAAAAAAUGAAUGCCAAAUGGGACACGCAAGAAAAUCCGAUUUACAAGAGUCCUAUUAAUAAUUUCAAGAAUCCAAACUAUGGACGUAAAGCUGGUCUCUAAGUUGCCGGUGAAAAUCCUAUUUAUAAGAGUGCCGUGACAACUGUUGUCAAUCCGAAGUAUGAGGGAAAAUGAGCACUGCCUGUGCGUAUCCACAACACUGAAUGCAAUGUAGUAAUUCCACAGUCACAGCAAGGUAGCUUCAGGGCCGUGUUGCCAUGGUUCUCUUAGGGGAAAGUUCUGAAAAUGUACAAUAUGUAUAAUUUGAAAUUUUUUUUAUUUUGAAAAUAAUGUUAUAAUCAAUGCCAGGGACUGACAAAAGACUUGAGACAGGAUGGUUAUCCUUGUCAUCUAAGGUCACAUCGUGCCUUUUUGACCUUUUCCUCCUGGACUAUUGAAAUGCAGCUUUUAGGGGAUUAAGCGAUAUUUCUAGAGUGAUUGAAAGGGCAGCAGUUAAAGUAAUGAGUAUGAUGAGAGUUUCUGUUAAUCAAGUAUUAAAACUGAUUUCUAGCUUUGCAGAUAUGUCACUUUUCAGUUAUACAGAAUCCAAAGUCCUUCUAGCUAGUUUAGAAUUCUUUUAAAUUUAUUAUUUUGUUAUUUGCCUUAUUAGACAUGACUGAUGACAUAUCUGAAAGAUGAGUAUGUUGGGAGUUACUGGUGUAAAAUAAUGAAAUGUUUGAUCUAUAAAGGCCAUGGGAAAACUCAGAGUUAGGAAGGGAAAACAUAGCUUUAAAACCUGUGUGCCAUUUUAAGAGUUACUUAAUCUUGGUAACUUCUAUGCCUUCUCAUUUUAAAUUCAUGCCUUGGAUAAAAGUAUUGGGAAAUUUUCUGCAAAAAAAUCUUUGAUUUAGCAUUAUUUACACAAAGGCCUUAAUUUACAUAGUAUUUGCUGAAUUGGGGACCUCUGGGUGAAUUUAUUUUAUUCAUUUUAUUUUGUUUAAAGCCUGGUGCUUUUUGUCACCACUUCUAAUCAUUUAAUGUAGUUGUUUGCAAUUUUGGGUAAGACUUUUUUAUCCGUACUUUUUCAUUGAUGUUUAGCUGUACAUUUGCCUUUAUAAUGAACAUGUGAAGUUGUGCUAUGGCUUAUGCAACAGCUAUCACUUAAGCAAUUCUUAAUUUCAAUUAGUGCUAUAACAGACCACUGUAUAUUUUCUCACUGUUUGCAUUUCCUGUUUUGUUUCAUACUAGUCACAUUCUUAUUUUAAGUGCCUUUUAAUUUUAACAGUUCACUUUUUACAAUGCUGUUUACUGAAGUUAUUUAUUAAAUAAAAAUGCCUAAAAUAUUUAAAUUGGA
Molecule: messenger RNA, 3856 nt
Organism: Hippopotamus amphibius kiboko
Lineage: Eukaryota; Metazoa; Chordata; Mammalia; Artiodactyla; Hippopotamidae
Gene: ITGB1
Product: integrin subunit beta 1
Exons: 18
Coding region: 220-2625 (801 amino acids)
Biological process (GO): cell migration; cell-matrix adhesion; cell adhesion mediated by integrin
Cellular component (GO): focal adhesion; integrin complex; cell surface
Molecular function (GO): laminin binding; integrin binding; collagen binding involved in cell-matrix adhesion
Source: RefSeq, a predicted model, not a curated record